Messenger RNA from Alosa alosa (allis shad), 8848 nucleotides. It is a transcript of the gene nckap5l, whose product is annotated as NCK-associated protein 5-like. NCBI's taxonomy places the organism in Eukaryota, Metazoa, Chordata, Actinopteri, Clupeiformes, Clupeidae. Bases 437 to 5038 code for a protein of 1533 amino acids. The transcript is spliced from 14 exons. Gene Ontology annotation, biological process: microtubule bundle formation; microtubule depolymerization. Gene Ontology annotation, cellular component: microtubule plus-end. The record is from RefSeq and is a predicted model, not a curated record.
CGUCCAAAUGCGGAAAGACCUCGGAGAGGGUCUUUUUCGUUAUCCGAGGGCAGAAGGAAUGCCGUUAUUUUAAACAAUAAAGGGUAACGUUAUUGCUUUUCAAAACGUCUUUUUGGACGUGACCCAAUUUCACGUCGACCCCAAAGCUUAUGACUUUUUGCGUCCCUCCAUGCACCAUUUUCUGCAGUAGAUUUCUAGAACAGAGGGGAGGUCUGCUGUUGUUGCCCCUGGUGAUGUGAGAGUUGUUCCAGUGCCAGGCUGCGAGAGAGCAGGGUUCGUGACGAGGGCCAGGUAAAGCAUGGGAUUGGCCUCUGGAGCCAGGAACGACAGCCCACUUCCCUACGCACCGAGGGGGCCCACGCCAUCGUAGCCCGAGACCUGAGGCACACUGCGCAGAGAGGGGACCAAAGGCUGUCCUCAGUGACCUCUGAGCUUUAUGCACCGUGGAGAACCAGCCUCAAAGGUGGUGAUGUCUGAGGAGGCUGAAAUAAGGGAGUGCAAUGAGGCCUUUGAGUCAGAAGAGGGCGACGUCGACCCAUUCCUGGAGGAGGAGGAGGGCGAGGAGGAGGAGGAGACGGAGAGCAGCCGAGAGCUGAUGGAGAGACUCCGAGAACUGGAGGCUGAGAAUUCGGCCCUUGCUCUCGCAAAUGAAAGCCAGAGAGAGGCAUAUGAGAGGUGCCUGGACGAGGUUGCCAACCAUGUGGUACAGGCUCUUCUUAAUCAAAAGGUGCAAAAGAAGGACCUACGGGAGGAAUGCAUCAAGCUGAAAAUGCGUGUCUUUGAUCUAGAGAGGCAAAACAGGACGUUGACAGAGCUCUUCACACAAAAACUCCACACAAAUCCUAAUCCCCUUCAACAGUUGCCAUCGGUGACUCUUGCAGAGCACAAUUUGGACGCCACUGUGACGAGCACAGAGAAGAUGGUAGCGUCUCACUGCCAGGGGGAAGCCAAGAACACUGGUGAUCGCACACAGAAUGGUACCCCAAGCCAAGCUCGAGGCCCAGCCACCUCCAUGGACGCCCUGUCUCCAUUUUUCAAGAAGAAAGCACACAUCCUGGAAGUUCUCCGCAAGCUGGAGGAGUCCGACCCGCUGAAGUUCCACCCGUCAUCCUGCCUGGGGUCCUACCACGACAUGGGCCAGACGCUGUUUCCGGGAGACUUCCCGGGGACCUCUAUCUCCCGGGCGCCUCACUGCAGACACUCCAGCUCGGACUCUGACAUCCACGAGUAUGCCAGCGGGGAGGGGGUGCUUCAAGAUGACCGCGGCCGAGGACACGGGGGCUGCCCCUCCUGCCGGCUCCUCACUCAGAAAAGCAGCCUGGACAGCCUGCUCAAGGCCACGCCGGGACACAGCGGCUCUUUCGCUGCUGCUGCCGCCAUCACUCUGCCAGUUCGAGAGGAGGGCGUCGGCGGGCAGAUGUGGGUGGACAGUCACCAGCAGGGGGCAGUGGCAGGUGCUCCCGAUCCGCAUGUUGGCAUCCUCUCCCUGGAGAGCACAAGCCAUCCCUACACGCACAGCACACGGACGGACUGCAGAGCAGCGAGCGGGUCUGAGUCGGAGGCGUCUGACCGCAGCCAGGAGCCAUUAGACAAGGCCAGGAGUCUGCUGCAUCACAAGGACAAAGCAGUGGAGAAGUUGUCGCUUCGGAAAUCCUUGUCCAGAGGUUCCGACAGCGUCCUUCAAGGUGAGGAUGGAAAGCAUGCGGAGACGCCACAAUCUCAGAGCCCGGAUCAAAGUCACGCCGACCCGGAGUGUUGCUACCUGGUGGUGGACAGUGAUGCUACUGUGAUGGACGAGGAAUGUGAGGACGGCGAGAAGGUCUGCAACGGGGUCUAUUUCUCCUCCAACGAGACGUCUGUAUCCAAGAAGGUGGCCGUGGACUCCUACUCCCCGGCUCCCGUGCCGGAGAAGAACGGCUCGGCCUCCUCGCAGCCGCAGCAGCAAUCCUCUGGGAAAAGCAAAUUUGCACUCAGCCCCACCUCCCCGCCCUCAUGCCUUAGCGAGGCCAAGCCCUCCCCGAUCGCCUCCCCGUCGCGGCUGCUCAAGUUCCUCAAGAUCCCCGCGAUCGGGGAGCGACCUCAGACUGCUCAAGCCUUACGCCUCAGUCCUCAGCUCACUCGGAGCUCCAAGAUUCCCUGCCGGAACAACAACUACGAGGUGUACCACUCGCCCGUGAUGCCCCGCAAAGCCACCACCACGGAGAGGGAGAAGGUGUCCUCGUCGACGUCCUCUCCCAAAACAGACACUUACCCUGGCACGCACUCUGCGCCUACAUCACCCCCAAAGCCGGACGACAACCUCUGUUCCCCUGUCCCUGUGAAGGAGGUAAGCUACAGCAGCCACUCGGCGCCCAAACCUAACCGAACCUCUAAAGGGGCACCCAUUCCUUCAUCCCAGUCACAGAGGAACUCACAGAAGGUACCCCACUAUGAGAAUGUGUCCGAGCUUGCUGCAUCGAAUGGUUUGCCACAGUUCAUCCCCUACUCUGAAGUAGACAGAGGCACCCCAGAGAAACAACAGAGGAACACGUGCGACGACAAGUUGCUCAGUCCUCCCUCCAAGACUUCGGAUUCGUCCCCAGCCACGGGUGACUCGCCCUCGGACUCCUCAGACGAGGAGGAGACUGACACGGAGAGUCCCGUGUGGCACAAACCCCACCAACACUUCAGCCUGCCAUCCUCCUCGUCGUCAGCCUCCAGCAAGGCCCAGCGAGUGUCCACUUACUCCAGCAUGAAGGACCGGCCACAGGAGAGAAUAGCACCCGAAGUUGUUCAGCCACAGACUGUUGAGGCUGUCCAGUCGGCUCAGCCAACGACGGGCUCCAGGAAAGGAGACCAGCCCCCAUCACUGCCCAAAAGGACGGUCUCCGCCAAACCCCCGAACGAGACCAGCCAUCACCCUUUCAAAGAGCGCCUGGCUGCUCUCGGCAAGCUGAAGAGCAACGAGGAUCUGCACCAGCCCUUGGAUAAGAAAGAAGCACAGUGUAUUGGUGUUAGAACACCUGCAUCUUCUGCCCCUGGCAAUAAUGAGCGAAGUAAAACCGCAGAACGACAAGGCGACCGCAGCGUGGUUGAACAUAGGCACACAAAGUAUACUGAUUCUUUGGAUGGAAAACCUUACCCCAAGACUAGCUUAGCAGGCUACACCAAGUAUCCUAGUACAUGUCAUGAAGUAAGCCCUAAGUCAGCAGUAGCUACAGGAUCUGCCAGUAAAGGAGAAUUGGAGACUUUCUCUCCAAGGGUUUAUGUUGCCAAAUCCGAAGGCCCAAAGAUAAAAAUGGGAAUGUCAUCGUCAACCGACCCCCCCGUUGUGAUGCGUAGCUAUGGAAAAUGCCAAGUUCCAACAAACCACCACAGCAAGACUUCCCCAAGUCCCCAGAAUAGUCCCACCAAGGUCCCGUCCAAGUCGCCCUCGAAAGCUGGCCAGGCGUCCUCCUACCCCCGAGGCAUGAAGCCUGCUCAUGACGACCGUGGCCAGGCUCAGAAGCACCCUGCGCGGCCAGAGGACAAAUCAAAGCUCACCGCCAGCAAGAAGAAGUUUGUACACGCUGAGAGCUUCCCCCCUCCUCCUCCUCCCAGACCUCCGGUCGAAACAUCUGCCAGCACGCAGUCGCUGGAGGAGAAGAAGCCUCUGGUAGCCUCCGGCCCACAGUCAGCCAUCGAGCAGAAGGUGAUGCGAGGGAUCGAGGAGAACAUGCUGAAGCUCCAGGAGCAGGACCGCACCCAAGCUGUGGAGACCAAGCAGAAGACCUCCAACGGCAUCGCCAGCUGGUUCGGCCUGAAGAAGAGCAAGCUACCGGCCCUCAGCCGCAAGCCCGAGAUGUCCAAACUCAGGCUCAACAUGUCGUCGUCCUCUUCGUCCUCUGCCUCCUCCGCAGCCAACUCAAAAGCUGGCCCAAGGAAGGUGGUGGAGAGCCUGAACAUCUCGAAGCUGAUGGAAAAAGCAGAAGAUCUCAGGAAAGCCCUUGAGGAGGAGAGGGCCUACGUGAAUGGGGUGGGCGUUGGAAUGCCCCUCGAUCGCACUGGCAGGGGACAUUCAUGUGAGGUGGUGAUGGACCCAGCACAGGGACAGCUCGCCCUAAUGUACCGUGGAGUGACUGCUGAUAACUUCAUGCAGCAAUUGUUAAACAGGGUGGACGACAAAGGAGCCCCCAGCUUUGGCAUGGCUCACAGACGCCUCUCCUUUGACUCCAAAAGAUCCCAACCCACAUUCCUCCACCAGAGGAAUGGCAUGAGUCACACAAAGAGUCGGGAUGAGAUGGACAAGGGGCCAGACAUGGUAGGUCGUGAUGAGGUCAUAUCUGACGAGAACCUGGCAGAAUCCAUGAGCUCCCAACACUUCACAGGUUCUGGAGCCUCCAUGCGUACACUGGACAGUGGCAUUGGGACAUUCCCUCUGCCUGACUAUGCCAGCAGUGCCGCAGGCAAAAGCAUCCCCAAGACAAAGCCCCACGGGGAGCAGGGGUUUUCCGCUUCCCAAGGGAAACACGGACCCCUAAUGAAGGUUCCACGAAAGGCGCGCACUCUGGAGAGAGAGCUGUCGUCCCUGGAGGAGGUGAACCCAUCUGCGCUGUAUGGCGGAGGCCUCGAGGGGAAAGGGCCCAGCAUGCAUCUCUCCAGCACCAUCCAUGAAGACAUUGAUGCCUAUGGGGCCCAUAUGCAACCCCCACCAUCUAAGAACUGGACCUUCCCCAACCUGAAGGGAUCAGCGGGUCCUGCAGACGUCUACAUCGGUGUCCAAGGAGAUCUGGAGCCAUCUGGGCAAGGAACGCCAUCCAGAAGGAAACAGGCCGUGCCUCAGGGACCCAGAGAGGUGGAUCCCAGCAGUCUCCCAUUGGCCCCCCAAAUGGGGCUGAGCCGGAGGGGGAAGAGCCGUAUCCCGGGGGGGCCGGAGGUGAGCAAGGAGGGUGGACUGGAGCUGGUCAAGGAGCGACCGGACGACAUCCUUUCCCCGAGCCGGCCGCAGGCCCUGGAGACGCCGGAGUCCCUGAGUGACUCGCUCUACGACAGCCUCUCGUCCUGUGGCAGCCAAGGCUAAGAGCUCAUGCCACUCCCCACCCCUCAUCCACCACGCUCUCUCCUGGGGCUGCCUUACUAGGCUGUUGAGAGCUGUGAGAGUUGGAGGGGGGAGAGAUGGAGGUCAUGACUUGUCCCCGUUCAGCUGUUGUGUGGCAAAUUUCCUUGGGAUUCUAGAGAUGAAUGAAUGACUGAAUGGACAGAGAGAAAGGGUCUUAAUUAAUAGCAAUUAAUAGGCCCUGCCAUGGAUCAAUUUGGACAGCAUUUCACUUGUAAGGCUGGGACAUACUUUCAUCAGUAAACUCUCACUGGGCUCAGUGUUCACUAGGGUCAAGGGUCAAAGGUCAAAGUUCAUCUCACUAAAAUUUUGUGUCUGAGCUUUCAUAUAGUUUCAUGCAUGGUGGACCAGUCCCAGCCAAGUUCUGCAUCUUGUAGUAAUCCACAGUGUUCACUCUGCCAUAAUGUGCAUGGCAUUCAGCAGGUUGUCAGUGAGCUUGUUCGCUUUCACCAGAACUUAUGCCCUUUUCGUUAGCACUCUACAUUAGUCAAGCGCAAGUCAUCUCCACAUGAGCUAUGUCCCAGCCUUGCGAUUACAAGUGGAAAACAUGAGGGGAUGGACUGAUUCCAUUUCAGCUCACGUAUCUCUCUGAGGGGAAUGGGGCUGGAGGGAAGGUGGAGGAGGCGUUGUGGAGUGAGUAGUCUAGUUUAUCUGUGAUGUCAACUCAUGCCUUCUAAGGUGACUGUGGGUGGAUGGGUGAGUGCCCCCUCUCCCCCUCCAAUGGCCCACAACACAACACCACUGUGUGUGGAUGGUCUGUGACAUAACCCACUCUCUGCCCACACACACACACACACACACACACACAAGCCUACUCUCUUCCCGCACACACACACACACACACAAGUCCACUCUCUGCUGGACUGCUGAGCUAAUGUUGACGCUGACACUGAAACUCAAAAGAAAAGACGGAGCACUCCCGCUGAACAGCGCGACCCGAAAACGCUCACUCCUCAGGUGGCCAGAUGGACAGAAAUACACACACACACACACACACACACACACACGUGACCUUCAACUCACCCUAGCUUAUAUAAGCACCACAAACAGCAACACACCUACACAUGCAAGCACACACAAACAAACAAAUAUACAUGCAUAGACGAUACUCAAACGGACAAGAUGCCAUAGCUGCAGAAAAAACAAACUGACAAACCAUACAUCUUUUGGACAGCAGUGCACCUUCCACAGCUGUGGGAAGCAUCACUUGCAUAAUAGACAGCCUUGGUCCUUGUCAUCUUGUUCCUAUAAUGAUCAACUGUGUGUGAGUCUACCACAAAGCUGUGUAGUGUAAUGUUUAGUCGUAAGAAAUUUGACUGCCAACAAUUAAAAAUGCUAAAAUUUGUGCUCAUACGCUUUUAAAAACAAAUCAAGUCUUUUAACGUUUUAUGACCCGUCACUCAGUUACUUUAGUAUCUUGGCAUUUAACAUUCGCCUCGGUGAUCAAAUGCUUGAGACUGUAACGAGUACAGAGUGCUGGACCCAAACUGUGAAGAAUAGGAUCUAUUGGAAACUGAUCACGACCAAUCAAAGACUAAACUUAAAUUCCUAAUCAUGAACAUUUUAGAUCUAAGAAGCACUAAAGUUGUUCUGUCUGGAAUGACUCGUCCUACCAUAAGACAUGUGGCUGUAUACUAAGACUUACUAAUUAAUGCCAAAAAGGCUCCCAGCAGACCUGGAUACCAGUAAGAGCAGCAAACCUAUUGGCCAGGACAGUGAGCUUUCGAUCUACUCUUUGAUCUAAUGCUCACUGGAGGUGCCAAUUCCAGCAAACAUGUACCGUAAGCACAAAAGCAACUAGGGUCUAUAUAGCAAUGCUCAACACAUUGAUUCAACCCUAAAGGAAACGUUGGACACUUCAAUGUCUGUUUGGAAUGAAGGCAUUUAGAGAUUUCUGUAGCUUGGCAUUGUGCGGAAAACUAGCAAAGCCCAAAAUAAAAAUAUAUCCAAGAAAUGUUCUCACCAGUUUAGUUUUUAGGUUAUGUAUCUAGUCAUCAAUAAUCAAAUAUGAGCACAGGGAUUGUAAAUGUGUUUCUAAGAUAUCAUACGACCUAUGAGAUAACAGCUUGCGGUAAAAGCUGCAUUCAUGGACAAAACACUGAUUAGCAAUAUUGGUGUUUGUAUAGAUGAAUAGUGAUUUUGAUGUACAGUUUAAGCAAAGAAAAAAGUCAUUUGUGGGCUUUGUCAAAGAGGCAGGCAUUCGAGCACCACAGACGUAACUGAGAUGAGCCACAAAGAUCUUUAUGAUAGUCCCUGUGACGCAUAAGGACUUCGCUAGUACUUGUAACCCCUGAGUAAAAUCUGUGAUUUUUCCGCUUCUGAAAAAUAUGAGCAGAUAUACUAAACUACCACAUCCACGUGCUUCCAGUGGCUUUUCGUCUCAUUAACUGUUAUGUGAAAAGUUUUGAUAUCCGCGCACAGCAGAGACAGGGGUCUGUACAGUUUUGCCUACUUGUUCACUAGGAUCCCUUGUCUGUCCGCCCCUUGUUCUCUUGAUAUGAAGAGGACUGUAAUGAUACAGUAGGACAAAUCCAGAGGUGACUGUUAUUAGAUCCUUCUCAAGAAAAGUUUCCUUUUAUCCACUCUUGCUUCACUAUUGCUUCUUCCACAUGGAUUGUCUUCCAAGACAGCCUCUGCCGAUCUCCAUACCUUCAGCUCAUCUAGAAGUGUUAAAUGGAGGGCAGGAGGUGUUACACUCCAGAAUCAUCCAAACUAAUUUGAUCAGCUGUGGUAUAUAGACCCCACAUGACAAAAAUUUUCAUUUUCAUAUGUGUCCAGAAUGAAAGUAACAUAGACAGUGGUAGCAUUUCAUUCCAUUUUAGAACAUCUCUAACCACUUUGUCUAGAAACACCUCCUGUCUCUGCAUAAUGUUUGUAAAAAUGAACAGGGUGGCAAAAACCAGGAGGGGGCAAAAGGCCCAAUAUACAGCCCUGUGGUCAAAGCAUUAAUCUCAGGGGGGCAGUUGUCCCAGAGAGCCCCCUAAUUCCUUAUCAACUCAUCAUUAAGAUCUCUUUCAGCUUUCUUGGACUGCUCCUCAUUUUGUCUUCAUAAACUGCUUGUAACCUUUAGAAUCUGUGUGUAGCCACUUCCAGCCUCUCUGAUGCCAUAAAUGUGUUCCCCCGAGCUUUCAUAACCUGUCCUUAGACUAAAGAGGCUAAAGCUGUCUUUUAGGCCUCACCAUCUUCUUCGUCCAUUCAUGUAGCCUUUGUUUUUUAAUAGAGUGAGAGGUGUCUUUGCAAUACCAUGUCACCAUGAUAGCACUGACCUGGACUAUGCGGUAUAUCAUAUGUUUGCCAUACCUUUCUUUUCAUUUUGUUUCCUUUUUGGACUUGGGGUGAUAUGGGGUGGUUGCAGCUUUUUAUAUUUAUUUACUUUAUUUAUUUUUUUUGCAGAAUUAUACUAGCAUAAAACUGUUUUAUUGUUGUCAUUGUUGUUGUCGUUCCUGUUAUUGUUAAUGGUGUUGCUGUUAUAAGCAUUUUUAUUCUUACUGUUAUUUUUUUACGCUUUGAUUUCUAAUGCUUCAUUCUGUUGAAUGAAGUUUUUUUUUCCUAGCAAGGUUUGUCUUCUUUGUGUAUGAAUCUAACCAGAAUAUUCUCAUUUGGAUUUAUUUUGUCUUGUAAAUAGUAUUCCAAGGUGCUAUGUACAUAGCAUUUCCACCAGAAAUCAAAUGAAGCCAUAAACAGCAAUGUAUUUUAAGGCAGUGAAAUCAUGAAGAUAAAAAAUGUUAAUUUAUGGCUCAAUUGAAAACCCAAGAAAUAAACCCUUUCUCUCAA